Echinococcus granulosus is the source of this 273-nucleotide messenger RNA. RefSeq lists its product as hypothetical. The record is from RefSeq and is a predicted model, not a curated record. The coding region runs from base 1 to 273 and encodes 90 amino acids. Lineage: Eukaryota; Metazoa; Platyhelminthes; Cestoda; Cyclophyllidea; Taeniidae. The transcript has 2 exons.
AUGGGAAUUAUAACACACCAAUCCACCACCACGGAUGGAUGUGAGUCCAGCUUGUCUACCCUACGAAAAAAGUUUAAUUCGAUUGCGAAGAUCGAGAGAUUCAUCUCAACAUCUACUGCAGAGCACUAUGAGAAAAAGUGGGAAUACUUAAGAGAAAUGAAACAACUCAUUGAUAUUUACCACAUCUGGAAAGCUCAAAAAUCACCAAAAACAAACACAACGGAAGGAGUGUUAUUCACACCAACAAAGCUUUAUUUCCACUCCAAAGAAUGA